UGUGUUCGACACCGUCCGGUUCCUUCCCGUCGGGUUGCCUUCUUCUUUUUUGGCUUGCUUGCGAAGCCUCCAUUCAAGCUCGAGGGUUUAUUGGGAGUCGAUGGAGAACAGAUCGAUCCCUCCUUGAAACUGGCCUGGGCAUAAUGGAACGCUGCAAAGACCAAGGAUGCUUGCUCACCGCUUCCCCGCGCCUCAAGACGCUUGACGAUGGCGACAACGCACACAUGCCGGCUGACCUUGACGGUUGCGACCCGGUGGCCUUUGGUGGCUUUUGGUGGCUUUUGGCGGCGCGGUGGCUGCAAACGCAAUCGUGGGCGCCGCAGUCAUUGUUGUUUUUUUGGCCUUGACGGCACGAUUUGGUUUUUCUUAUUCCCUCAUCUCCUGUUUACUGGGCGUGGGGGAAUUCUGCAACAAAAAGAACCUUGGCGAGUGAAACCUUUCCGUAUUCAUGAGGGAGUUCGGACUCCCCAGCCAGUGAGAUGCCUCCGAUUGCGCGCCCCGUUCCUGCUCGGUCCCGGCGCAAGGGUAGCGAACCGCCUCCGACCGGGGCAGAAAGCCUGUCCUCGACCUUCCCCCUUUUGUUCGAUGCGACGCCGGAGCCAUCCCCGGCUUGAGCCCGGAGCACCCCUGCUCAUGCUGCAGAAAGCAAAGAUGAUCAGCUCAACGUUGCGGCACGGACACAAGAGUUGGGAGCCUCAGUCCCCUCGGCGGUUUCAGAGACUCGAUGGCAGAGUCUAUCGAGUUUGGCCCUCAACUCAACCCUGACGAGGCUGAUCGACAUCAUUUCCUUUUGUCACUGACCUCGGCCUGACGCCUGAGCUGAGUCCUGUGUGCUGUGUACAUCCCGCCCUCUCUCCGGAGCGCCCUGGCGCCCCAGCAGCCUGGUCGCCUUCCUGGGGUCGAUUCU
Chaetomium fimeti is the source of this 907-nucleotide messenger RNA. RefSeq lists its product as uncharacterized. Lineage: Eukaryota; Fungi; Ascomycota; Sordariomycetes; Sordariales; Chaetomiaceae. The transcript has a single exon. The record is from RefSeq and is a predicted model, not a curated record. The coding region runs from base 208 to 765 and encodes 185 amino acids.